AUGGUGAUGGUGGCGAUUGUGGUGGCGACAGGGGCAGUGGUGAUGGCCCAGACGGAACAGCCCACGACCCAUUUACCCUUAAUCUAUUUACCAACCCAACUUAUAUAUCCAAUUAUCGACAAUCCAACAUUCAAUGCCAAGACCCAAAAUUCCCAAGUCUCAGUCUCAAAUUCAAUUCCAGGGCCUGCGGCUGCUCGUCGGACGAACCGUCGAAGUCUCGUCUCUGCAACUCCCGUCACCCCGCCAGGCGCCAGUCCCCCUCCGCCCGUCCUCUCCAUACGCUGUUCGCCUUCGCCUCCAACAACUUCUUGUCUAGUUGUCUCCUUUCUUCGGACCGGCCCUAGUGCCACGCCACUGCCACUGCCACUGCCACUGCCACUGCCUGCCUGCCUACCGAUAAAAGAACGGGUCAGGACAGAGAUGCCUAAGAGAAGUCAAGAAGCCAAGAGAGGAUCCUCAUCCCAUCAAAUGGAUCCAGAUGCCCCCAAAAUGGAUAUUAAGUCCAUCAUGAAAGAUAUAGAGUUUUUGGGGUCAUCACAUAUGACAUGGAAACAGAGGAAGGAUUUGGAAAACCGAAAGGUCAUUUCUCUUGGUGGAAAGCCUCAAAAAACGCAGAAAUUACCACUUAGUGUAGCGCGAGUGCAAAUGAAGAAACAAAAGGAAAGAGAGCAGAAAAUGCUUCAAGAGAAUGCAAUACUUGGAAGAUUUGGAGGGUAUCAUCAUACUAUUGGUACUAAAAAGGCGACCGAGAGGCGCUGUCAGGAGGAGAGAGUGCUGAAGUCGACUGAAGGUCAUUUCAGAAAUGGUGUCCUUGAUGUGAAAAGUUUAUUGAAACCUUCUGCACCUAGAGCCAACAGUGAGAGCAGCAGACAUGUUAUUGGCAAGGGGAAGAAAAAGAAGGGUGAUAAAAAGAGCCAUGGUAAGAGAAAGAAUGGUGGUAGGAAGCGGCACUAGACAUCUAUGAAGCAUGUUAAUCAAGGGGUCGUGUUUCUUACCUUCAAAUCAACAGAAAGACUCGUUCUCAAAGUGAGCUUGUCGGAUGAAAUUUAGUGCCAUCUUUCUAACUAGUAGAUGAGCGGCUUAUGAUUUUAGGAUUCACAUAUUAAGACUUGAUAAAGUUUUUAUAGUGGGCAUUGACUCGCUACAAAGUUGUAAACAUGGGCGAAGUUGUAACAUUUGAAGUUUUAUGGCUUCCUUGCUUUUUCCGUACCAGGUUUUCUAGUUGUAAACGUGAUAAACGAACUCAAUAAAGCUUCUUUUAUUCUCGUGCAGAAUCA
Messenger RNA from Olea europaea var. sylvestris, 1277 nucleotides. RefSeq lists its product as uncharacterized. The transcript has 7 exons. The record is from RefSeq and is a predicted model, not a curated record. NCBI's taxonomy places the organism in Eukaryota, Viridiplantae, Streptophyta, Magnoliopsida, Lamiales, Oleaceae. The coding region runs from base 1 to 954 and encodes 317 amino acids. Gene Ontology annotation, biological process: maturation of SSU-rRNA from tricistronic rRNA transcript (SSU-rRNA, 5.8S rRNA, LSU-rRNA). Gene Ontology annotation, cellular component: nucleolus.